GUUAAAUAAUGUUUGAAAAUAAUAGUGUUAAAUAUGUUCCAUCAGUGCCUAAAAUAGUUGAUCCUGAACCAAUAACUUGUAUUAUUGAGCCUAGUGAAGAAGAGGGAGGCUUAUAUUUAGGUAAUUUGGAAGCAGCCAAUAAUGUUGAUCUACUAAGAAAAUUGAAAAUCAGGGCAGUAUUGACCGCAAGUCAAGAGACUGCAGUAAAAUACUAAGAACACGUUGUUCAUUUUCAUGAAAUUAUUAUGGCUCAUGAUAAAGCAGAUUACGAUAUCAUUUAACACUUUGAAUAGGCCUAUGAAUUUAUUGAUAGACAUAGGAAAUAUACAAAUGUGUUCGUACAUUGCUUUGCAGGUAUAAGUAGAUCUGCAUCCAUGGUUACAGCCUAUCUAAUGAAAAAAUAUAAUUUAUCAUUCGAAAAAGCACUUUGGAAUGUUAAGUCUAAAAGGAGACAAGUUCAUCCAAACGUUGGAUUUAUUAGACAACUAUAAAAAUAUGAAACUGUGCUCAAAAAUCAAGCUAUUUCUAAUGCUCCAUCCAGAAUUCAAUAUUAAUAGUAACAAUUCCCAUAGUAUGGUUUCGUAUAAUAACCAACCCAGUAACCAAUCCAAUAAUCGAUUCUAACACCAUUUAUUUAAUAAUCUGUCCUCUAACCUUGGAAUCAAUCGCAACGUUAUGAUGAAUUAGUUUAAUAUUAUUGAUUGUUAUAAAUACUUCCAAAUUUA
This is a messenger RNA of Paramecium tetraurelia, 725 nucleotides long. RefSeq lists its product as uncharacterized. Lineage: Eukaryota; Ciliophora; Oligohymenophorea; Peniculida; Parameciidae. Gene Ontology annotation, biological process: negative regulation of MAPK cascade; protein dephosphorylation. The record is from RefSeq and is a predicted model, not a curated record. The transcript has 2 exons. Gene Ontology annotation, molecular function: MAP kinase tyrosine/serine/threonine phosphatase activity; protein tyrosine/threonine phosphatase activity. Gene Ontology annotation, cellular component: cytoplasm.